AUGUCUUUUGUGUUGGAGAAUGACUCAGUCCAGGACAAACAGCUGUGCAGUGCGAUUUUGCACUACAUGCCUAUCCCUUACUUCAGCAACAACACGUGGUAUCUCUCGCUGUGGAAGAGAGUGUAUAGUAUAAGGCCGCAGGCAGAGGUUCUUUUUCUUAUGCACAUGAAGGGCGUGGGCCUUUUGAGUGCUUGGCUCUAUUUGCGAAUGCACGAGCACUUUUUACGUGCUGGGUGUGACUCUUGUGCACAUGCUAUUUUGGUCGAAGGGAUCAAGGCACAGGCGCAUCCAAUUGAGGAGCUGGAGGAGAAGGUGGAUUACUCAGUGGUGAAAGCGCAUCCUUUGGAGAAGCCCACGAGAAUAAAAAUAUUUGGGAGAGAGUGGAUACACACAACCUCGUAUGCACACCCAGAGGAUUUGCUUAGAAAAGAAGGAGCAAACAUUGCGUACAUGGAGUAUAAGAUCAUACAGUACAUACGGAGAGCAAAAAAGAAAGAAGACGAAGAAACAGAGAAGGGGCUGAAUGAGGUAUCUCUUCUCUUUGGAGAUGUACGGUCUGCCAGGAAGAACACAGAGGCAGAAUUAGAAGAGUGCCCCCCAAAAAAAGAAAAGAAGUCCUUUGGAGCAGAAAGUGCAGAUGGUGCGGUGGAGAACACUGCCAAUGCAUCCCAGAACAUAAUAGCAGAGACUACAGAGGAGUCUUUAAUCGCCAGCGAAAUAACAGGUGCGAAUAGUGUGUAUAUCCCAGGAGAGAUAGAAUCUAUCCACAAGAGCCAAUUAAAUCUUGCUGCAGAGAAUGCACAGGAGAUGCACAAGGAAAAGCUAUCAGAAAUACUAGCAGAGACAAGUGCGCAGGAACAGGAAGACUUUUUCAUGGACAAAACAGAGGUAGAGGAGAUACAGGGGCAUGAUGGCUCCAGGCUCUCCAAGGCAAUAGAUGAAGAUAUGGCAGAAGGAAGGAAUGAAGUAUACGAGAAACAGGGAAUUACUGUAGAGAGCUCUCUAUUUGGCAGCCCGGUGGUAGGAAGUAAGCUAGUGAUCAAAGAGAUGCUGUACAUCGUUAAAAAACAGUUGGGCAGCAGAUCUUUUUUGGCGACAAGAAUAGCAAGUCUUGGCGAUGGCAAUGUUACUCUUAAUGCCAAAGACUAUGCGCUGCGCACUGUGCAAAAUGCUUCAGAGUAUGCAGUGUCAAGAGCACUGGAGCUCUCUGGGUGCACUGUUCCCAUAGAAACAGCAAUAAAAUAUUCUGAUAAAAUCAUAGUCCUUUCUCCAUAUAAGGAAAUGGGGUCAUUGGAUAGAGCCAUUAGUCUUAUGGUGGAGAAAGCAGGGCACCUAUCUGAGAUAUUAGCUGCUCACUACAUCAAAGAGAUUCUUCAGAUAGGAAUGCGUCUAGAGAGCUACGGGCAUAGCAUAACAAAGUGUCUAGUGCGAGACUUUGUGCUGGUAGUAGAAAAUGGCAGAAUUUCUUUAAAACUAGCGGACUACAAGCACACCGAAACAGAGAAAAGCUUUUCAGUGUAUAGCGCAAGCAUUUUUGCACAUAUUAUGCAGAGCAUGAAGAUUGAAUCCACGCAGACUCUUCUUACACAGGUUUUAGCGCCAAAGGCCUGGGCGGAGAAAAUAGAGAGAUAUCUGUCGCAGAAAAGAGAGACUUCUCAGCUCCAAAGCCUUUUCAUCACGCAGGAAGUAAGCAUAUACGAGGAAAGCCAUCUAGUGUAG
Nematocida minor is the source of this 1719-nucleotide messenger RNA. RefSeq lists its product as uncharacterized. Lineage: Eukaryota; Fungi; Microsporidia. The record is from RefSeq and is a predicted model, not a curated record. The transcript has a single exon. Bases 1 to 1719 code for a protein of 572 amino acids.